UAACACUUGUUUCAGAUCAUUGGAAGUAAAAAUUGGUACCUACUGAAUAGUGAAUAGUGAUAGUUUUCAGUUGGAAAAAUUUAAAUGGAGACGUGUCAGUACAAUGUUAUUAGUGGUACGAAACGGGAGUUGAGCAGUAAAGAGAUUUUUUGGAAGCCUUUUUGUAGGCAGCUAUUCCUGUGCAGCGCUCUAUGGAUGUCCUACUUCUCGGCGGGACUGUGCCUCGGUGCGCCUACCGUUGUGAUUCCACAAAUAAGACGACAGAUUUCCCAUGACGCUAUCAGCGAAGAAAUGGCAUCUUGGUUAUCAUCAGCGAUGACCUACAGCACAUUGCCCUGGGUAAUCAUCCUUCUAAUCUGCACCCGUUUCGUCGGUCGUCGACCACCUUACAUCUUUGCGAUUUUCGCCUCCAUCAUCAGCUUCAUCAUCCUGUACAAAGGGACUAACGUUAACCAUUUCCUGAUAAGUCAGUUAAUCCAGGGAAUCCUUUUCGGAUGUGACCUCACCGUGUCAACUAUCAUGGUCUCAGAAUACGUCUGGCCUAAAUACAGAGGCACGUUUCUAACUCUUAAGGCAGCGAGUUUGUUCUGGGGCGUGUGGGUGUCGAAUGCAAUAGGAACCUUCUUCCAUUGGAACUACAUUGGCCUAUUUGGACUCAUAUGUAGUUGUUACUAUGUAACUGUUUUCUUCUGGUCUGAAUCUCCUUACUGGUUAGCUUCGCAAGGAAGGUUUGAAGAGUGUAUCAAAGGACAUAGAUGGUUAAAAGGUGAAGGCCCGGAUUCAGAAAAAGAACUGGAGAAGCUUUUGGAGUCGCAAAAGGAGUUUUUGAAAAACUCCAUGAUACGAGUCACAGUUAGCGAUAGAAUUAAAACCUUUGCACAAAUGUUUACAUUAAAAGAGUUUUAUAAACCAGUUUUACUAUCCAUUUUGAUGUUUGGAAUAUACCAUUCUUUAGGAAAGUUAGUAGUUGGAAUGUAUUCUAUAGAAAUGAUAAAAAGUAUGACAGAUAGUGAAGCUGCGGCCUAUACAGGCAUGCUUAUUGUAGACGGAGUCAGUGUACUCGGUCUCUACAUAGGUUGUGCAUGUUCUACAUUCUUAAAACGUCGUACAUUGCUCCUAGGUGAAAAUAAGAUAUUAACGAUUGCGUUGUUGUCGGCAUAUUCCAUGAUGGUGGCUGGCGGUCCAACAAUACUCUCCACGUCGAUUUAUGGUGAAUUGGUACCUUUGAGAUUUAAAAGUUCAGGCGUAACUGUUAUUAUUUUGGUACACUUCUCCACCAUGGCGACAUUGUUCAAAAUAGCACCAUUAAUUUUUAAAACCGUUGGUGUCCGUGGAACUUUUUUAUUAUAUGCUACCGUGUCUUCAUUUUUCGCCUACCUGUUGUAUCGGUACUUACCUGAGACUAAAGACAAAACUUUACAAGAAAUAGAAGCUUAUUUCAAAGAUGAUAAGCCACAAGAGACUGUUAUUAAGGAAUUAACACCAUUCAAGACGAAAGAAGAGUGUUAA
Messenger RNA from Hyposmocoma kahamanoa, 1509 nucleotides. Its product is annotated as facilitated trehalose transporter Tret1-like. The transcript has 4 exons. Gene Ontology annotation, molecular function: transmembrane transporter activity. Gene Ontology annotation, cellular component: membrane. The coding region runs from base 85 to 1509 and encodes 474 amino acids. Lineage: Eukaryota; Metazoa; Arthropoda; Insecta; Lepidoptera; Cosmopterigidae. Gene Ontology annotation, biological process: transmembrane transport. The record is from RefSeq and is a predicted model, not a curated record.